UAACCGGCCUUUAUAGAGAAGCAGUUGAGUCAAACCCAUUCAGUUUCAUUUUGAAUUUCUACCGCUCAACUUCCUCGAGUGACACCUGUUAUACCUUCUAAGAAUAUCAAAAUGGCAGUUGACUUAUAUCAAUUACCCGGCAGUUCGCCAUGCCGUGCAGUUCGAUUGGUUGCUGCAGCUCUAGGAGUUAAGCUAAAUUUAAAAGCUUGCGAUUUAAUGAAGGGGGAACAUUUAAAACCUGAAUAUCUUAAGAUGAACCCUCAACACACUAUUCCAACAAUGGAUGAUAACGGUUUCUACUUGUGGGAAAGUCGCGCCAUUAUCACAUAUUUGGCUGAUCAAUAUGGAAAAAAUGAUUCACUUUAUCCCAAAGACGCCAAGAAACGUGCUGUCGUUAAUCAAAGAUUAUACUUCGAUUUGGGAACACUUUAUCAAGCAUUUUCAGCAUAUUACUAUCCAAUUAUUUUCGCCAAUGCUCCCAAAGAUGAGGAAAAUUACAAGAAAAUCGCAACAGCUUUAGGAUUUUUGGACAAAUUCCUCGAAGGUGAAAAUUAUGUAGCUGGAAAAAAUUUGACAAUUGCCGAUCUUGCCCUUGUUGCUACAGUUUCAAACUUUGAGGUUAUGGACUACGACCUUAGCAGUUUCAAAAAUGUCUCGAAAUGGUACUCAAAAAUAAAGAAAGAAGCUACCGAUUACGAGGGAACAAAUGGAGAAGGUGCAAAAGCUUUCAAAGUUCUUGUCGAUGCUAUGAAGAAAUAAAUUCAUUCGCCCAUUAUUUCUUGACUCAUAAAAUCUAUUUUACCAGUAUUUCAUAAAAGAAAAUAAUAAUUUGCACAAAAACAUUUAUUAUACAAAAAUUAAUGUAUUCAAUACUAUAAGUUUGAAUAUUUUCUUUUUUACUGUCCAUUACAAUUAGUUUAUCCAUCUGUACAUUAAAUUAUAUUAUAUAUAAAGACUGUUGUUGAAUUGUGAUUUAAAAAGACAAAUAAAAUUUGUUUCAAAUAA
Leptopilina heterotoma is the source of this 1005-nucleotide messenger RNA. Its product is annotated as glutathione S-transferase 1-like. The record is from RefSeq and is a predicted model, not a curated record. The transcript is spliced from 6 exons. Gene Ontology annotation, biological process: glutathione metabolic process. Bases 112 to 759 code for a protein of 215 amino acids. Lineage: Eukaryota; Metazoa; Arthropoda; Insecta; Hymenoptera; Figitidae. Gene Ontology annotation, molecular function: glutathione transferase activity.